This is a messenger RNA of Prinia subflava (tawny-flanked prinia), 5265 nucleotides long. It is a transcript of the gene PROB1, whose product is annotated as proline rich basic protein 1. NCBI's taxonomy places the organism in Eukaryota, Metazoa, Chordata, Aves, Passeriformes, Cisticolidae. The record is from RefSeq and is a predicted model, not a curated record. Gene Ontology annotation, cellular component: nucleoplasm. Bases 268 to 4938 code for a protein of 1556 amino acids. The transcript has a single exon.
UGGGGUAGGGUGGGUUUUGGGGAAAGCCCGGUAUGGACACACCCUUGCUGUGGCGAGCGGUGGCACCGGGAAAGGAGCCGUGGUGAGGAUGGAGCUGCAGCUCGGGAUCCUGCCGUGCCCUCAGCACCGGGGACGGGACAUCCCCAGGGGCCCUGCAGGUCCCCCCGCGCCGGGGCAGCCCAGGCCGCUCCACGGGAUCACAGCCGGGAGCUCGGGGGGCGGGGAUGUCCUGGGACCUGUCCUGCGGUUUGGGGACAGCGGGGCAGGAUGAGGGGCAGGGAUGAGCCGGCGGCCCCCGGCAGGUCCCGAGGCUGGGGGCGGCGGUGGCAUCCCUGCAAUGCGCUUGGCAUCGGCUGCCCCGGCUGGCGCUCGCUGUGUCCAUGUGAUCCGGGGCUUGCUCUGUGCAGCCGCCGGGACGGGGACGGCGAGGGAGCCAGAAGGUCGAGCCAGCGGCCCCGGCACAGCGGCCCCAGCCCCGAGCAGGGUUCCCCGGCACCGGCUGAAGCCCCAGGCCGCCCCCCUGCCACCAUGCCCCGCGGGAAGAGGGAGCCGGUCCUGCUGUCCCCCGCCGAGCUGCCCGGCGCCCCGGGCGAGUGUCCCCGCGCGGGUGGGGACGGCCGGCGGUCCGCCGAGGAGGAGGAGGAGGAGGAGGAGGACGGACACCUCCCGGGGCUGCCCCGAGACGACCUCACCAAGAGCAUGUCGAGCUCCUCCGUGUCCUCCUACCACUCCGCCCUAUGCUCGGACGGCACGGAGACCUUCAAGGACUGCCUGGAGUUCCUGGACGAGGAGGGAUCGCCCGGCCGCGCUGCCCCGGGGCGUUGGGCUCCGGCGGGGGCCCCUGGCGUGCCCCCACCGCCCGGCCCCCUCGCCCGCCCGCAGCGGGCUCAGCUGUCCAGCGCGGCUAAGAAUAGCCCAGCGCAGGGCCAGGGGGGCAGGAUGGGUCCCCUCGGAGGGGACCGGCAGCCCGUGCCGGCCGCGGCCGCUGGCGGAGAGCCGGCCGUGCCCCGGCAGCCCGGGGCGAUGCUCGCCGGUGCUCCCAGCGACUCGGACGAGGUGGACGGCGAGGUGCAGGCGCUGACGGCCAGGGCUUUCCGCAGCCUCUCGGGGCUCCCCGGAGCUCGCCUCGACAUGUGCAGCUCCCACACCUCCUCCAGCCUCUCCAACUCGCUGUCGGAGGACGGCGGGCGGCCGCGGCGGUGGCCGGCGGGUGCCGGGGAGCCCCGGGGCGCGGCGACAGCUCUGCACGGCAGGGUGGGCUGGCCUUUCCCCGCCGGCGUGGACGGGGAGCUGUUGGGCAAGGAGCAGUUCGAGUGCGUGGACGUGGAGCUGGAGAGCGGAGAGGCCAGGAAGGGCCACGGCAAGAAGAGGACGGUGCCCAAGCGCCAGAUCCUGCUGAAGAGGAAGGAGAGGAAGGAGACGGGCUUUGGUCCCCGGGGGAAUGGCCCAGCGCCCCAGCCCCCUGCCAGGAAGGAGCCCCCCAGCAAGGGCAGAGCCGCCGGCGAGGACUUCAGGCUCAACUACCAGCAGUUCAUGAAGGCAGCGUCCCUGGACGCCGGCACCGACAGGACCAGGGCGGCCUCGAGCCUGGUGAAAAACGUCCUGGCCAAGAAGAUGCAGUUCGAGCAGCGGAUCAAGAUGGAGCAGAAGGGGCUGCGGGGCAGCUCGACAUCCUCGGGGCCGUCCUCUGCCGGCACUGACCUGCUGGGGGAUGGUCUGGAGGGCAAGUCCAGCUCGCUGUCCCGCUCCGACUGCAGCUUCUCGGCCGAGGACCUGCGGGCCGGCGGGAUGCCGGUGGCCACGGCGGCCGUGGGGAACACCUCCACCGCCACCCAUCCCACCAAGGGCGUGGUGCUCAGCGAGGCGACCAGGGAGACCGUCUGCAACCUGAGGAAGACGUUCAACGAGCUCAACCAGAGGAUGAAGUACCAGGAGGUGCUGGAGGGCCGCUGGCUGCCCGCGGCCGCAGAGGAGCACACGUCGGAGAGGAUCUGCUACCAGCGAGCCCGCGCCUUGUUCGAAGCCCAGCCUGGGGUGGGGAAGGUGCUGGACAUCGCCCCGCGGUUUGCGAGGGCGCCGAGGCCGUGGCCCAGCUUGAAGGAGAGAGCCAUCGGCCCCAUCCACUCCCAAACGCUGCCCUUCAAGGCCGAGAGCCGGGCGCUCCCCGCCACCCAGCCGCGCCGCCCCUUCCCCUCCUCCCGGGCGCAGGAGGCGAGGACGCUGCCGCAGAGCCAGCCGGAGAAGCCACCAGCCGCGCCCCGCCGGCCGCCCAGCCCCGGCAUCCCGGCACGCCGGGGGUCCCCGCCAGCCGCGCCCCCCAAGCCAGAAGAGAAGGGGAAGGGGCGCGUCCCGCAGCCCCGGGACGUGCGCAAGCUGGUGAAGAGCAGCUACAGCCUCAAGUUCGGGACUGCCGGCGCCUCCCGCGGCACCGCGGCACCGGCGAGCAGCGGGGAGCCGCCCGCGGCCACCCCUCUGGUCAUCCACUGCACCUCGGUCCGCCGGGAGCCGGCGGGCGAGGAGGCGCCGGCAGCCCCGGCGUGUGCCGAGGGGCCCGCAAAGCCCCCCGGCAGCCGGCCCGCGCCCUCCCACAGCUCCCCCAUCAACAUCACGAGGGUCCAGGCCACGCGGAGGGGCGCGGCCCCCACGGAGGAGCCGCCGGCAUCGCCCCCGCGCCGGGAGCGGAGCGAGCUCCGGGUGCCGCCGCGGGCGCCGGGGCCCGAGCGGGUGCCGCACGUGGAGAGCCACCUGCACGUCCUGCUGGGGCGGCCGGCGCCAGCGGCCAGCGAGAGCCCCCCGGCUCGGAGCAGCGCCGUGCUGCGGGCGGAGAAGACCGUGCUCCUGCCUCCGCCACCGGCCAGCCCCGCGGCGGGGCAGGAGGUGCGCGGCCGUGGUGGCACCAGAGCGCUCCACGCUGCCGAGGGGCCGCAGUCGCUGCGGCAGCGGCACAGCAGCGGUGACAGCCGGGACCCCCGAGCCGCAGCCCCGGGCGGCAGCAGCGCCCUGCGGAGCCCGCAGCCUGCGGAGCCGGCGGCGAGGAGCGCGGCAGAGCCCCGGGCCAGCGAGCAGGAGCAGCCCGGCGGCCGGCGGGUGUCGGUGGGCAGUGGGGACUCUGCCGGUGGCACCGGCCCCGCCGCCCCGCUCCGAGCCGGGGACAGCAGCGAAGGCUCCCCUGGGCGGCUGCCGGAGCAGAGGGAGGCCUGGGAGCACCCACCGCACCGGCUGGCGGCUACAGAGCCCCACCCGCCUGCUGCCCCGGCAGAGAACUCCAGCUACUUGGCAAUCCCCGAGAGAGCCCCCAAAUCCACGCUGAUGCCAAAGCUACCCUCGGUCCCCAACCCAGGCCCAUCCUUUGGGACCCCCUUUGUCCUCAGUUUGUCCAGCGCCUCUUCUGGGGCUCCCUCAGCCCCCAACCCAGCCAGUGCAUCCUUUGGGAACUCCAUGGUCACCAACGUGACCAGCUCAUCCUUUGGCUUCCCAUCAGCCUCCAGCCUGGCCAGCACAUCAUUUGGGACCCCCUUGGUUUCCAACUCCAACAAGUCUUUUGGGCCCCCCCUGCUCCCAAACCUGUGUAGCACAUCCUUUGGGAACCCCUUGGUCCCCAAUCCAUCCAGUGCAUCCUUUGGGAACCCCUUGGUCCCCAAUCCAUCCAGCGUGUCCUUUGGGAACCCCUUGGUCCCCAAUCCAUCCAGCGUGUCCUUUGGGUCCCCAGUGGUUCCCAAUCCAUCCAGUGCAUCCUUUGCGAACCCCUUGGUUCCCAAUCCAUCCAGUGCAUCCUUUGGGAACCCCUUGGUUCCCAAUCCAUCCAGUGCAUCCUUUGGGUCCCCUUUGGUCCCCAAUCCAUCCAGUGCAUCCUUUGUGUCCCCUUUGGUCCUCAAUCCAUCCAGUGCAUCUUUUGGGAACCCCUUGGUCCCCAAUCCAUCCAGUGCAUCUUUUGGGAACCCCUUGGUCCCCAAUCCAUCCAGUGCAUCUUUUGGGAACCCUUUGAUUCCCAAUCCAUCCAGCGUGUCCUUUGGGUCCCCAAUGGUCCCCAAUCCAUCCAGCAUGUCCUUUGGGUCCCCAGUGGUUCCCAAUCCAUCCAGUGCAUCCUUUGGGAACCCCCUGAUCCCCAACCCAGGCAGCUCAUCCUUUGGAUCCCCCUUGGUCAGCAACCCAGUCCCCACUUCCCUUGGGCAUCCAUCAGUCUCCAACGUGGCCGGCUCUUUCUUUGGAUCCCCUUUUGUCCCCAGCCCAGCCAGUGCUCCGCUGGGAACUGGUGCCUAUCCCCUUCCUGGUGGGGAAGUGCCCUGGAGCAAGCCCAGCCCUGAGCCCCCCCUGCCCCGACCCCCAGAGAGUGCGGCUGCUGCGGAGCCCCCAGCCCAGCCCCACCUGGAGGAUGCUCCUCCUUUCCUCAGCAGGACCGAUGGGCCCUCGCCGAGUGGGAGGAGCAGGCAAAGCCCCCCCAAGCCCUUCUCCGCCCCCGUGCCCGCCCAGCGGAGGAUGCUCGUGGAUCCCAGCAGCGGGAAGUGCUACUACAUGGAGCCGCCGCGGCAGCCCCAGAUGAAAACGCUCUACGACCCCGAGACCGGGCAGUACCUGGAGGUGCUGGUCCCACCGGUGGCAUCACACACCGGGCUCUACCAGGCACCUUUCAACCCCCUGGUCAUGUCCCCGGGGGUCUAUGGCCCACCCUACGCACCCUACGGCGGCUUCCCGGGGCUCCCGGCACCGCCGCCCUCCGCCCCCUCGCCGCCGCACCCCUCGCUGCCGGCUGCCGACAACCCCGGCACCCCCGGCUCUGCUCCCAAAGGCGAGGGGCCGUCCCCUGCCGGGGGUCCCGACUGCGGCUACCUGGAGAGCCUGUACUACAUCCCCACGGGGAUGCGGGCCAGCCCCGGCCCCGAGCAGCCCCCGGCCCGCGCCAGCCCCGCUGCGCCCGAGAGGUCGCUGCUCCGGAUGUGACGGGAGGGACCCGCGGGGAUGUCCCUUCCCACGGCCGGGCUUAGCCCGAAGUCAGCAUCACCCCGGGAUGAGACCUCUGCCCACGGCUGAGCUGGCAAAGCACCGAGGGGUAGCGGGCACUGGCUGGACUUCACUGGCUCUUAUGGAAACGGGGACAAAAAGGGGAUUUUCCGGUGGGAGCACCUGGCAGCCCCUAGGGGGACAUGGAGGUGUGGGCCAGCAAAGGGAACACACAGGUCCUGCUUCCCCCUGUCCUGCCAGUCCCAUCCCAAGGAUCACCCGGGCUGCUUUGCACAGGGAGGUGAUGGCCUGGCCACCCCCAGCCCC